Molecule: messenger RNA, 2094 nt
Organism: Pipistrellus nathusii (Nathusius's pipistrelle)
Lineage: Eukaryota; Metazoa; Chordata; Mammalia; Chiroptera; Vespertilionidae
Source: the annotation of a GenBank genome assembly
AUGCUGCCGCGGCGGCCGCGAGACCCGCUGCAGUCCCUGCGGCGCCGGGGCCGCGAGCUGAAGCUGCAGGUUGAUAGUUUGCUUUCUGAGAGUCAAUUGAAAGGAGCUCUAGAAACCAGUAAAAGGCGAGAUAUUUACCAAAGGUGUAUCCAAUUAAAACAGGCAAUUGAUGAAAAUAAAAACGCUCUUCAAAAAUUAAACAAAGCUGAUGAACCUGCCCCUGUUGGAAACUAUCAUCAGAAAAAGGAGGAGGAGCUCAGCCUCUUGGACAGCCUGACCCACCAACUGCAGGAGCUCGCCGUGUCCGUAAGCAGAGAAAGUAGAACCGAAAUUGAGGCACUUACCGAAAGAGAGGAAGAUAAUGAUUUUGCUGAAGAAGAUGAAGAAGACAACGAUGUUGAUAAAGAAGAAAGUGAAGAAAGUAGUGAGGAGGAGGAAGAAACAGAAGAGGAAGAGGAAGAGGAAGAAGAAGAGGAAGAGAAACAGGAAAAUGAAUCUCAAUGGCAGGCAACAGAUGAAGAAUACAUUGCUGUUGGAGAUUUUACUGCUCAGCAGGCUGGAGACCUUACAUUUAAGAAAGGGGAAAUUCUCCUUAUAACAGAAAAACACCCUGAUGGUUGGUGGAUGGCUAAAAAUGCCAAAGGAAACAAAGGUCUCGUUCCCAGAACCUACCUGGAGCCCCAUCAUAAAGAAGAGGGCCACGAGUCAAGUGAAGAAGGCAGUGAAGGCGAUGCGGAGGUGGCGGAAGAGACAGCACAGGGAGCACAAGCUGAGCAUAGAACUGAUUCUCACUGGAGUGCUGUCCAAAAAGCUCUCUCAGAGCAUCUUCAGCAGAUAAACACUGUUGAUGUGCUGACCACGAUGGGAGCCAUUCCUGCUGGGUUCAGGCCAUCCACACUCUUCCAGCUGCUGGAGGAAGGGAAUCAAUUUCGAGCAAGUUACUUCUUACAGCCAGAGCUCACUCCUUCACAGCUGGCCUUCAAGGAUCUCCUGUGGGAUGCUAAGACAGGCACUAUUAGGUCAAGAGCAAGUCGUGUUUCCUUGAUUCUGACCCUUUGGAGCUGUAAAAUGAUUCCUGUUCCGGGAGUGAGCAUCCAGCUCCUCAGCAGACACGUGCGCCUCUGUCUGUUUGAUGGCAAUAAGGUUCUGAGCAACAUUCAUACAGUCAGAGCCACAUGGCAGCCUAAAAAGCCCAGAACAUGGACCUUUUCUCCUCAGGUUACUGGCACCUUGCCGUGCUUGCUUGAUGGUGAUUGUUUUAUCAGGUCCAAUUCUGCAUCUCCUGAUCUUGGAAUAUUAUUUGAACUUGGAAUUUCUUAUAUUCGUAAUUCAACUGGUGAAAGAGGAGAAUUAAGCUGUGGCUGGGUGUUUCUUAAACUUUUUGAUGCCAGUGGAAUUCCUAUUCCAGCAAAGACUUACGAGCUCCUCCUGAACGGUGGCACCCCUUAUGAAAAAGGUGUGGAAGUGGACCCUUCGGUAUCCAGAAGAGCACAAGGGAGUGUUUUCCAUCAGAUGAUGAUGAUGAGGAGGCAGCCGCAGCUUCUAGUAAAACUGAGGUCUUUGAACAGAAGAUCAAGAGACCUGUUAAGUUUACUGCCGGAAACAUUAAUUGGAAGCAUGUCCUACAUUCAUUUGUUGAUAUUUUAUCGCCAAAUUCUUGGAGAUGUACUCCUGAAAGACAGGUUGAGCAUGCAAAGUGCUGAUGUGAUCAGUAAUCCUGUACUGGCCACCUUCCCCAAGCUCUUGGAGCAGCCUGACGUGAUGGAUGCACUCAGGAGUUCGUGGGCUGAGAAAGAAAGUACAUUAAAAAGAUCAGAGAAGAGAGACACAGAGUUCCUGAAGGCCGCGUUUCUCCUCGUUUACCACGACUGUGCGAUGCCCCUUCUCCACUCCACACUCCUGCCCCCGUUCAGGUGGGCAGAAGAAGAGACCGAGGCCGUGCGGUGGAAAGUCAUCGCUGACUUCCUGAAGCAAAACCGAGAAAACCAGGGCGCGCUCCCAGCUCUGCUGUCACCAGAGGGUGUCCAUGAACCUUUUGACAUUUCAGAGCAGACCUACGACUUCCUGGGUGAAAUGAGACAGAAAGCAGCCUGA